CAACAAACAGUUACUACCCUUUUGCCGGGUCUCUCUGGCGCAGCAACGCCGCUUCUGGAAAAACCGCCGAGUCAGUGCUCACUCAGUCACUCACUCGUCGUUUCUCUCUUGAAUGUCGGCACCGCAUAAGUUUCUCUGCACAUUCUCCCACCGCAUCCUCCUCCUCCCUCUCUCAACUUCCAGAACCUUCCUCUUCCUCCCCUCCUCCCACCGCUUCUUCUGCACCCUUCCUCCCUCAACAAUGCCUCUCAAUCAGCGAAGUGGUGGUCACGGUGGCCAGCAAUGGAAGGAGGAACCGAAGAAUGAGGCGCCGUUAUCAUCGACUAUGGGAGAUUCUGCAACUGGUUCUGAAACUGUUUCUAACAAGCUUGCCGGAAUGCAUAUUGGUGAAAACAGUGAGCAAACGGGGUUAGGGCAUGCUAAUAAGGGUGCAAUUUGGAAACCUAAAUCAUAUGGAACUACUGCUGCAACUGAAGUUGACAACAAACCGGCGGGUAAAGUCGCGGUUGAUGGUGCAAGGGUUGAUGCUACUGGUGUGGCUUCACCUCAGAAGAGUAGCAUUAGUAGUGCUGGUUUGAGCAAGUUAUUUCAAGGCAAUCUGUUGGAAAAAUUCGAAGUGGACAACUCUACCUACUCACAAGCACAUAUCAGAGCAACUUUCUACCCCAAAUUUGAGAAUGAAAAGUCAGAUCAAGAGACCAGGACAAGGAUGAUUGAGAUGGUAUCAAAAGGUUUGGCUACCUUAGAGGUUUCACUUAAACAUUCUGGUUCUCUUUUUAUGUAUGCGGGCCAUGAGGGUGGAGCUUAUGCAAAAAACAGUUUUGGAAAUAUAUAUACUGCUGUUGGUGUAUUUGUUCUUGGGCGGAUGUUUCGUGAGGCUUGGGGAACUGAAGCUUCGAAAAAACAGGCUGAAUUUAAUAAUUUUCUUGAGAGAAACCAUAUGUGCAUAUCAAUGGAACUAGUAACAGCUGUACUUGGAGACCAUGGGCAGCGUCCGCAAGAAGAUUUUGUGGUAGUUACAGCAGUCACUGAACUGGGAAAUGGAAAGCCAAAGUUCUAUUCAACUCCUGAGAUAAUUGCUUUUUGCAGAAAAUGGCGCCUACCGACAAAUCAUGUGUGGUUGUUUUCAACAAGAAAAUCAGCCUCUUCCUUCUUUGCUGCCUAUGAUGCCUUAUGUGAGGAAGGUACUGCAACGUCUGUAUGCAAGGUUCUUGAUGAAAUUGCAGACGUAUCUGUACCAGGUUCAAAAGACCAUGUAAAAGCCCAAGGAGAAAUUUUAGAGGGUCUUGUUGCUCGUCUUGUGAGUCAUGAGAGUUCAAACCAUAUUGAAAAAGUUUUGAAAGAAUUUCCUCCUCCACCUGCUGAUGGAGUUGCCCUUGAUUUCGGACCAAGUCUAAGGGAAAUUUGUGCAGCAAAUAGAUCUGAUGAAAAGCAGCAAAUAAAAGCACUUCUCGAGAGUGUUGGCAGCUCUUUUUGUCCUGACUAUUCAGAUUGGUAUGGGACUGAUGGUGCUGAUAUUCAUUCAAGAAAUGUAGACAGAUCUGUUGUUUCAAAAUUUUUACAAGCCCAUCCUGCAGACUAUUCAACAAAAAAGUUGCAGGAAAUUAUUCGACUGAUGAGGGAAAAACGCUUCCCUGCUGCAUUCAAAUGUUAUCAUAACUUCCACAAGGUUGAUGCCAUAUCAAGCGACAACGUGUUUUACAAAAUGGUCAUUCAUGUACACAGUGAUUCUGCUUUUCGACGAUACCAAAAAGAGAUGAGGCAUAGACCUGGAUUGUGGCCGCUGUAUCGAGGAUUUUUUGUAGACAUCAAUUUAUUUAAAGCAAACAAGGAGAAAGCAGCUGAAAUUUCUAUGAAAAGCAGUAUAAAUGAAAGUGAUAGUACUAGCUCUGAGAAAGAUGAUUUUGCUGAUGAAGAUGCAAAUUUAAUGGUCAAAUUGAAAUUUCUUACAUAUAAGUUGCGAACCUUUCUCAUUCGAAAUGGCUUACCAGUUCUGUUUAAAGAAGGUCAAAGUGCUUACAAGGCUUAUUAUCUGAGACAAAUGAAAAUAUGGGGAACCUCUCCAGGAAAGCAGAAAGAACUUAGCAAGAUGCUUGAUGAAUGGGCUGUGCAUAUAAGAAGGAAGUGUGGAAAUAAGCAAUUGUCAUCAUCAAUAUAUCUUAGUGAAGCUGAACCUUUCCUUGAACAGUUUGCUAAACGUAGCCCACAGAACCAAGCCUUAAUAGGUUCUGCCGGUAGUUUAGUUAGAACUGAAGAUUUCUUGGCCAUUGUUGAGGAAGGCCAGGAUGAAGAAGGUGAUCUUGUGGCAGAGCGAGAUAUGGCACCAUCCGGGCCUAGUAUCUCAGUCAAAGACACAGUUCCGAAGAACGAAGGGUUGAUUGUAUUCUUUCCCGGAAUACCUGGUUGUGCCAAGUCUGCCCUUUGCAAAGAAUUGCUAAAUGCCCAAGGAGGACUAGGAGAUGAUCGUCCAGUUCAUAGUCUCAUGGGUGAUCUGAUCAAAGGAAAAUAUUGGCAGAAAGUGGCUGAAGAGCGUAGAAAGAAACCAAAUUCUAUAAUGCUUGCUGACAAGAAUGCCCCAAAUAAAGAAGUUUGGAGACAGAUAGAAGACAUGUGUCUCAGGACCAAGGCAUCUGCUGUCCCAGUUGUGCCUGAAUCUGAAGGAACUGAUUCAAAUCCAUUUUCUCUUGAUGCAUUAGCUGUUUUUAUGUUUCGUGUUCUUCAACGAGUCAAUCACCCGGGAAAUCUUGACAAGGCAUCUCCAAAUGCUGGCUAUGUUCUGUUAAUGUUUUAUGAUCUUUAUGAUGGCGAGAGCCGUAAAGAGUUUGAGGGUGAAUUAAUUGAGCGUUUUGGGUCACUUGUGAAGAUGCCAUUACUUAAAUCCGAUAGGAAUCCUCUUCCUGAAGCAGUGCAGUGCAUUUUGAAGGAAGGAAUUGAUUUAUUUAAGCUUCACUCUAAAAGACAUGGAAGCAUACUUAAUCCAGUCAGCAAGUCAAAUCAUCACUCGCCGGAGCUCCGGGCUCCGGCGAGGACCUGCUCCAGACUUAUUGCAAACGAGAGGACCCAGAUUUGCAAAUUUUCCGGGGAGGGACUAAUUUCAGACGGCGAGACAAAGACUGGGGCCAAAUUAGAGUCUACCAAGGGAUCGUACGCGAAGGAAUGGAUAAAAUGGGAGAAACAAUUACGGGAUAUUCUAAAUCAAACUGCUGAGUAUUUUAAUUCAAUUCAGGUUCCAUUUGAUUUUGCUGUCAAGCAAGUCUCGGAACAAUUGAGAAACAUUGCUAAGGGAGAGUACACAGCACCAGAUACCGAAACGAGGAAACUUGGUGCCAUUGUUUUUGCUGCAAUCAGUGUGCCAGUUGCAGAAAUUCAAGGUGUCCUUAAUAAUUUGGCCGAGAAGAAUCCCAAGAUUGAUGCAUUCCUUAAAGGCAACCAUUUAGAGAAUCUUAAUCGAGCUCAUUUGACUCUUGCCCACAAAAGAAGUCAUGGCAUCAAAGCUGUAGCUGAUUAUGGUCUCUGGCUGCAUAUAAAGGUACCCGUGGAGUUGACGGCACUGCUCUUAUCAGAUAAAAUGGCUGCACUUGAAGCUUGUCCUGGCUCAGUGGACGGUGAUAAGAUAGUUUCAAAAAAUGCGUGGCCCCAUAUUACCUUAUGGACUGGUGAAGGGGUUGCAGCCAAGGAUGCCAACAUGUUACCACAGUUGUUUGCAGAGGGGAAAGCAAAUCGGAUUGACUUCAACCCUCCCAUCAGUAUAUAUGGCACAAUGGAAUUUUAUUGAGUUCUUUUUGCUACUCAGUUUUCUAAAAUGAAAAAGGUCAUUUUUUUUUCUUUAAAAAAAUUACAAGAUCAUGGUUAUUUAGAGAAGAUGAUGGUGAAAUUUUUUGUAGGAGCGCAUUUUGUCCUGAGGAAUUGUGUAUAUAUAAGCUUUUAGAAAGCCGAGUAUGAUUUAUGGUCCGGAUUUCCACCUUGAGGUUUCCAUGUGAUAGAUAGAUCAUUCAUUUUAUGUUCACUUGCUUCGUUGUACACUGCCUUUCAUGGCUUAUUCUUGUUGUGUAAUCUAUUUUUUUACCCUGGUAAGUGAGUUA
Messenger RNA from Lotus japonicus, 4082 nucleotides. RefSeq names its product tRNA ligase 1-like. Gene Ontology annotation, molecular function: RNA ligase (ATP) activity. The coding region runs from base 113 to 3775 and encodes 1220 amino acids. The record is from RefSeq and is a predicted model, not a curated record. The transcript is spliced from 28 exons. Lineage: Eukaryota; Viridiplantae; Streptophyta; Magnoliopsida; Fabales; Fabaceae. Gene Ontology annotation, biological process: tRNA splicing, via endonucleolytic cleavage and ligation.